Dendrobium catenatum is the source of this 2285-nucleotide messenger RNA. Its product is annotated as kinesin-like protein KIN-14I. Lineage: Eukaryota; Viridiplantae; Streptophyta; Magnoliopsida; Asparagales; Orchidaceae. Gene Ontology annotation, cellular component: cytoskeleton. The record is from RefSeq and is a predicted model, not a curated record.
ACCGACCUCGGCCCAUGUCAAUUCGCGCUAUGAAAUUUUAUUUUUCUCGUGACCUCUUCGCCUGGACUCUCUCCUCUGUAAACCGGCGGAUCUCAUCGGAGAUCGAAGACAAAUGAGAAAGCUUAAAGAAGGGUGCCGGCAGCAAGCCUCGGAAAGAGGACAAAUAGUUUGGCUUUCAUAGCCUUGCAUACGAUUUCGCCGCUUAGAUUUUCAUCGGACGAGCUUCCUGAUCCCCGUUUUAAGUUAUCCUUCUUUCGAGGCCUGCAUAUUUUAUUUGGUUUUGCAGAUUAUUAUGAAAAUCCAUGCUCAUAAAAAUCAAACGUAGAAGAAAGAUUUUGCUGGGAAUAUGCUGGAAUGAUAUGGGGGAUAUUCUCCCUAAGACGUCUGAAAGCGUGAGGAUGGACCAAAAUCCUUUUUCUUCUAGCAAUGGCACUACGGUGCCCUCUCAGAAUUCUGCUUCCAACGUUGAUGGGGAUGUAUAUGACUGCGAUGACUCAUACUUUGUUCUACCAAACUCAAACAGGUUGUCGAUGUCUCUACCUGCAGAGCUUGCAGGAGCUAUUCCCUUGAUUGAUAGGUUCCAGGUUGAGAAUUUCUUACGAGCUAUGCAGAAGCAAAUCAAUUCUGCUGGAAAGCGUGUGUUUUUCUCAAGAAAAUCUAUAGGUCCCGCAGUUAAUGAAAAGUUUACAUUGGAGGAUAUGUUAUGCUUCCAGAAGGAUCCUAUUCCAACUUCGUUGCUUAAGAUUAACAGUGAUCUUGUGAGCCGUUCAGUUAAGAUCUUCCAAAUGAUAUUAAAAUAUAUGGGAAUUGAUUCAUCAGACAAAUUAACUUUUUUGAGCUUGGAUGAGAGAAUUGAACUUAUUACAAAGCUUUAUAAGCAAACUUUAAAGCGUUCUGAACUUCGUGAUGAGUUUUUUGCGCAGAUUUCAAAACAAACUCGCAAUAAUCCUGACAGGAGCUGCUUAGUAAAAGCAUGGGAGCUGAUGUAUUUAUUUUCUUCUUCUAUGCCACCGAGUAUGGAUAUUGGGGCAUAUUUAUCUGAGUAUGUUCAUAAUGUGGUUCAAGGGGUCAAAACAGAUCCAGAAGUUCAAAUCCUUGCCUUGAACACAUUAAAUUCCUUGAAACGAUCAGUGAAGGCUGGGCCAAGAUUGACAAUUCCCGCGCGUGAAGAGAUUGAAGCUCUAUUGAUUGGAAAAAAGCUAACAACGAUAGUUUUCUUUCUGGAUGAAACUUUUGAAGAAAUAACAUAUGACAUGACCACCACGGUUGGUGAUGCUGUCCAGGAGCUGGCAAGCAUAAUCAAACUUCCGAUCUAUUCAUCUUUCAGUUUGUUUGAAUGCCGAAAAGUUGUACAAUGCUCAAAAUCUGUUGACAGUGGUAAUGAGGAAUUCAUUGGGUUAGAUGAUAACAAAUAUAUCGGGGAUUUGUUGACUGAAUUUAAAGCACUCAAAGACCGCAACAAAGGAGAAAUUUUGCAUUGUAAACUUACAUUUAAGAAAAGAUUAUUUCGCGAGUCAGAUGAAGCUGUUACCGAUCUUAUGUUUGUGCAACUGUCCUAUGUUCAACUGCAACAUGACUAUGUUUUGGGAAAUUAUCCAGUUGGUAGGGAUGAUGCAGCUCAAUUAUCUGCCCUUCAAAUAUUAUGUGAAAUUGGAUUUGUUCAUAAUCCUGAAACAUGCAUUGAGUGGAUUUCACUGCUUGAAAGAUUUUUACCACGACAAAUUGCAAUUACGAGGGCAAAGAGAGAGUGGGAGCUUGAUAUUCUCUCUCGCUAUAAUUUGUUGGAGCAGUUGUCUAAGGAUGACGCAAGGCAGCAGUUCCUUAGGAUCCUUCGUACUCUACCUUAUGGAAACUCAGUUUUCUUCAGCUUGCGUAAGAUAGAUGAUCCAAUCGGUCUUCUACCUGGUCUAAUUAAUUUAGGCAUAAAUAAGCGUGGGGUCCAUUUUUUUCGUCCGGUUCCGAAGGAAUACUUGCACUCAUCAGAGCUUAGGGAUAUUAUGCAAUUUGGCAGCAGCAACACUGCUGUUUUCUUUAAGAUGAGGGUUGCAGGCGUACUUCAUAUUUUCCAAUUUGAAACAAAGCAGGGAGAGGAAAUUUGUGUUGCCCUUCAAACGCAUAUAAAUGAUGUAAUGUUGCGUAGAUACUCAAAAGCACGUAGUGUUGCUGUAGGUCCUCCUCAAGAGGAUUUAACUUGUCAUGUCAAUUCAUCUGGUCUUGAUAAUUACGCAAAACGUGUACUGGAGUUAACAAAAUCUGUUGAAGAAUCUCAUAAGAAUGCAGAUAAG